AUGCAUAGCAUUGCUCCGCAGGUGAUAAAUCUGCUCAGCUAUCUCAUGAACACCUGGAGAACCACCCUCUUGGUGAAAACCGUGAAGGGAACGAUAAGAUCGGGUUUAGUCGACAUUAAACGCGGGAUCUUUCAGGGUGACACGCUAAGCUGUAUAUGGUUUUGUUUGGCCUUGAAUCCUUUAAGCAAACUCCUGAAUAACACUAAUUAUGGAUAUGUGAUCAACAAGCAAAGAGGAGUCAGGAUCAGUCAUCGCCUCUACAUAGAUGACUUAAAGAUAUAUGCCUCGAGUUUUGAGCAGUUGCAGCGACAACUUGAGAUUGUCUCAGCUUUCAGCGAUUCAAUAAAGAUGGAAAUAGGAAUCGAUAAGUGUGCUACUCUCGAGGUGAAAAGGGGGAAGAUUCAGAAGACGCCAAGUACUACACUGAUGAACUUCGAAACGAUUUCGGCCCUGAAUGAGAAUGAAUCAUACAAGUAUCUUGGAAUAAAUCAAGCACUCGACAUCAAAACAUCAGAAAUGAAAGACAUUUUCAGGGAAAGACUUUAUAAAAGAGUGACCUUGUUACUGAAAUCUGGCCUUAACUCCAAAUCACUGUUCACUGCUAUCAACGUGUGGGCUAUACCAAGCAUAACAUACUCUUUCGGGGUUCUCGCGUGGUCACAGACGGAUCUCCGAGAAAUUGACAGAAAAAUAAGAACUAUGCUGACGAAGAGUGGCAUACACCACCCUCACUCAUCCACCAUAAGACUAUACCUCCCUAGGAAAAACGGGGGAAUGGGACUUCUAAGUCUAGAGACAACCCAUGCAGAAAACGUUAAUGCCCUAAGAACACAUUUCAUGCAGUUAGACUCACCUGUAGCGGAAGCUAUCCGUGAAGCUGAUGAAGGCAUUUCCAUGUUGAGGUUGGCGAUUCCACACUAUGAGGUAGUCACUCCAUCACUUGAUGAACGCAUGGAAGAAUGGAACAGCAAGGCACUACACGGUAGAUAUCCUGGUCACCUAAAAAGCGAAGAGGUAAAUGAGGUAGAAUCGCUUACUUACCUUAGGAAAGGAUAUUUGUUUCCUGAGACGGAGGGCCGCCUACUGGCGAUCCAGGACCAGGUGAUGCCAACUAGGAUGUACCUGAAGCACAUUGCCAAGCAGGACAUUGCCUCUACCCUAUGUCGCAGAUGCUCUCAAGCCCCUGAGUCAAUCCAACACAUGACUUCAGCAUGCUCGAUCAUGGCCCCAAGAGACUAUCUUGAGAGGCACAAUGCUAUGGGGAAAAUCUAUCACCAACAACUAGCGCUCAAACUUGGAUUGGCACAAAAUGGAGUCCAUCAACACCUGUAUCAACCCAUAUCACUCCUGCAAGAUCACCGCUACAAACUUUAUUGGAAUACAACACUGAUAACGGACAGAGGGGUGACUCAUAAUAGGCCGGAUAUUGCUUUGUUCGAUGUGGAGAAAAAGUCGUGUUUGCUGCUGGAAUUCACAAUACCAGCCGACGAAAACUUGGCUAGGGCGUACACUGAUAAAGUCUCCAAAUAUGGUGACCUGGCCUAUCAACUCCGCGAGAUAUACGGUCUAAAAUCCAUCAGUAUCCUCCCAUUGAUAAUCUCCGUCAAUGGACUAGUUGAGAAACAUCUAUUAGAAAACACGGAAAAAUUGGGCUUGGAGCGACAUAUCAUAUCUAGCGCCCAAAAACAGGUCAUCCUGGGAACUACAAGGAUUGUGCGAAAAUUCCUGGAGGGCCCGUAG
Coccinella septempunctata (seven-spotted ladybird) is the source of this 1740-nucleotide messenger RNA. RefSeq lists its product as uncharacterized. The transcript has a single exon. Lineage: Eukaryota; Metazoa; Arthropoda; Insecta; Coleoptera; Coccinellidae. The coding region runs from base 1 to 1740 and encodes 579 amino acids. The record is from RefSeq and is a predicted model, not a curated record.